Messenger RNA from Knipowitschia caucasica, 525 nucleotides. The record is from the annotation of a GenBank genome assembly. Lineage: Eukaryota; Metazoa; Chordata; Actinopteri; Gobiiformes; Gobiidae.
AUGCAGAAAAGACAUGGGCAUCAACUCAGGAGCAACAUUCUGAAAGUCCAGAAACAGUUAUAUUGCUCUGAUGACGGAGAAGCACAAGAGGAAGUCCCUGAGCCGAGUUAUAGCCCAGUUUUUGAUGAUAGAAAAAAGGAUAAAAAGUCCUUUUCUACAGCUGAAAUUUCAAUGCCAUCCAAACCCACAAUGUUUUCCACAUUCUCAUUUGAGAAAACAGGAAGACUGCCCUUUGACAGGAACUCAUCUGACUGGUCCAACCCGCUGGAUCAGACAGAAGAAUGGAUGGGGGCUGAGCAUCCCAUUGUUCAGGACGGUGGCUUCGGCCGUAGAGCCUCUCCACCUGCCCUUCCCUCAGGUUAUUUUGAGUGUUCCAACUUCAUUUCUACUUCCCCUGCUCUCAGACCACAGGACAUGGCACACUACCCUCCCUCCUACAUGCUUGAACGGGACCCUAUUCAAUCUACUGGUCCCACUUUCCCAAGCCCUGAGUACUGGUCUUUUCCUCCUAUGAGACUUUACUGA